CCUUAACACCAGUGAGAGAGAGUUCUUGUGCAUUCAAUGCGCUUCACUCUUUUCGCGAUCACAGCAAAGAGGUUAGAUAGAGUCUUUGCCUUCUUACGCGUUCUUUUGGGGGAAAUAGUGACCCUAUAGACUUCGCAUCAUACGCGCAUCGCGCUUCAGCAGAGUCCAUGGAUUCGCCGACGAAGGGGCCUCGAUAUAAGUAGUUUCAACUUUAGAAAUUGGGAUUGUGAAGAAGUACCAGCGAAGAACACGAGUGUCGGGAAGAAACGUUGAGCUUUGCCGGGACUAGGAGAAGACGCUCCUAAUUGUAUGGUUGGAUAGCUAGAAAUCGAUCUAGAGAUAUGGCAGGCGGUGCUCCAGCGGGAAGAACACUAGAGCAAACUCCGACAUGGGCUGUGGCGGUCAUUUGCACGAUGUUUGUGGUUGUCUCGCUAAUUGGCGAGAGAACUCUUCACUACCUUGGCCAUUGGCUGUCAAAGACAAAGAGAAAGCCUCUUUACGAGGCUCUAGAGAAGAUGAAAGAAGAGCUUAUGCUGCUGGGAUUCAUAUCUCUGCUCAUCACUGUCACGGCGGAAUCGAUCAGCAAAGUCUGUGUCAGGACGACCUUCUUCGAUGGGCAUCUCAUGCCUUGCAGCGCAGCAGAAGCUGCAGGAACCACUGAACCCGAGCACUUUCUUAUCAACAGGAAAUUGUCCGAGUACUUUAUGGAUCAAGUCGGGUUGCCACGACGAUCAUUGGCUGUCGCAGGGAACUCCUGCGCAGAGGGAAAAGAGCCAUUCAUCUCGUUUCUUGGCCUCGAGCAGCUGCACCGUUUUCUCUUCGUGAUGGGAUGCACACACGUCUUCUACUCGUGUCUCACCAUGCUUCUCGCAGUUGUCAAGGUUUAUAGCUGGAGGCGCUGGGAAGACGAAGCCCAUAGUCAUGUCGACAACCAGCAAAACAUGGCCGAAUUUUGCAGGAACUUGACAAUGAAAAGGCAAUCGACUUUCGUCCAGCACCACGCAUCAACACCUGGUAGUCGCAAUCCCGUCAUCAUCUGGGUGAUUUGUUUCUUCCGCCAGUUCGGGCAGUCUGUUACUCGCCCGGAUUACCUCGCGCUGAGGCUGGGAUUCGUCACUAAACACGCCACGGGACCAAAAUAUGAUUUUCACAGCUACAUGAUUCGAUCGAUGGAGGACGAGUUCAAGGAAAUCGUGGGAAUAAGUCCUUUGUUCUGGGUCUUCGUUGUUCUCUUCAUGCUCUUCAACGUCGAUGGAUCCAACUUAUACUUUUGGAUGUCGUUUCUUCCAAUAGUGAUGGUGUUGAUUGUCGGAGCUAAACUCCAGCGAAUUAUCGCCCAGCUCGCUCUCGAAAACUCGGGACUCUCGGGACCUUUGGAUGGUGUUCAUCUGAGACCGCGCGAUUCACUCUUUUGGUUUAGAAGGCCACAGUUGAUGAUGCAUUUGAUCCACUUCAUCCUCUUCCAAGAUGCUUUCGAGCUCGCAACUUUCUUCUGGAUCUGGUGGCAAUUCGGAUGGGAUUCAUGCUUUAUGAGCAAGAAAUCAUUUGCUUACAUUCGUGUCAUCACGGGAUUCUUGGUCCAAGUUCUUUGUAGCUACAGCACCUUGCCACUCUACGCUCUUGUCACUCAGAUGGGAUCUAACUACAAGAAGGCGAUCUUCCAAGACAACGUCGUGGAAUCCCUCCACCACUGGAAGAAAGUUGCGAAACACCGAGCAAAAGAAGGAAGCUCACACGCGGGAUCAAACGACGGUCAGGAGACCUUCCACCACCACCACCGCGAAAGCCCGCCACCGCCGCCAAUUGCCGAAAUCGAGCUCGAAAACGAGGGUGGCGCCAGGCACGUAAGAUCAACAGCCAGAUACAUGAGAAACAUCGAAAAAGUUCCAAACGUUUUCACUCUCCCCAACGACACGCUCUUGAGUCCAAAGCUCCCGGAGUACAGCCCAAGCGUGGAGCAGCACAAUGUAGAGAUGAUAAAACCAACGUAUGGAAGGCACAACCCCGCCGCCGACGCAUACGAUCCUAACCAGCAAGGAAGAUCGAUGGAGUGAGUUAUGUUUUUUUUUUUUUCUUUUUUUUGACAUGUAAAAUUAUAUAUAUGUCAAUUUCGGUAGUAUAUUUUGUUUUUAAUUUUAAUUUUUUGGUAAUAAUUUGAAUCACUAAGAAAUAUUUGAGAA
Selaginella moellendorffii is the source of this 2180-nucleotide messenger RNA. RefSeq names its product MLO-like protein 14. Gene Ontology annotation, cellular component: membrane. The coding region runs from base 342 to 2054 and encodes 570 amino acids. Lineage: Eukaryota; Viridiplantae; Streptophyta; Lycopodiopsida; Selaginellales; Selaginellaceae. The transcript has 13 exons. The record is from RefSeq and is a predicted model, not a curated record. Gene Ontology annotation, biological process: defense response.